This is a messenger RNA of Cuscuta campestris, 908 nucleotides long. The record is from the annotation of a GenBank genome assembly. Lineage: Eukaryota; Viridiplantae; Streptophyta; Magnoliopsida; Solanales; Convolvulaceae.
CGUCAUUCGCCUCUUGCGAUCCCUCUCUUCCAUUGGCUCUCUCCAGUUUUAGUCCUUCAUCUCUUUCGAUCGAGAUUGCGUCCAUAUCCGAGGGGCUAGGUCUGAGUUCUAUCUACUUUUUCUCCGCCUCCGUCUUCCCUAGCUAAAAACUCCGAUCCAGUUUUAGGGCAGAGAUCUAGGGAGACCUCUGUUAGGUGGCUUCGGCGUUUGGAGAGGGAGGGUAAAUACCAUGUUGAAGCCUGGUCUUAAGAUAAUGUCUCAUGAUCAACAUGUUUGUGAAACAAGAAAGCGUAUUAGAGGUGACGAUGAUGAUGAAAUGGAACUCAAUAUUAUAGUUACUGGCUUUAUCAUUGUACUAGUGGGAGCAUGGUAUAAAAAGUAUAGGGUGAAGGAAGUACCUUGGAACGAACAAGAACGUGCUAGAAAAAGAGCAUAUUGGGUGGAUUCAUUAAUGAAUGGUAGAAUUUGUAGAGAUCAAUUGCGUAUGGAUAAGAGGUGUUUUGACAAGUUGUGUCACAUCUUACAUUUCAAAGGAGGUCUUGUGACUACUAGACAUGUCAUGGUGAGAGAAGUGGUGGCAUUCUUUCUUCAUACACUUGCACAUGACCUCAAAAAUAGAACUAUUGGAGCUGUGUUCACUCGCUCCGGUGAAACAGUGAGUCGUCAUUUUCAUAUGGUGCUACACGCUGUAAUGAAGAUAGGCAAGUACUACAUUAAGCAAGUUGACUCAACUGUAAGCUAUGCUAGAGAUAAUAGAUGGAAAUGGUUUGAGGGAGCACUUGAUGGGACACAUAUACAAAUGACUGUCCCAAUUAAAGACCGACCUAGAUAUCGAGACAGGAAAGGUGAUAUUAGCACUAAUGUCUUAGCCACUUGUGAUUGAGGGCCAAUAAAUGAUUAAUUCCCCG